GUAGUGAUGUCAAACCAUCUGAGCAGUCUGUCGGAGUAUGGGUCCCUGAUAGGGAUGACACAGGACUCCUUUGCCCUUCUGGAGCGAAGCCGAAUCUCCGGAGAAUCCUGGGACAUGGGGGACUCUAAACCAAGCAUGGAAGCCCUGGAGCGUGGCGUGCCGGGACUUUAUCUCUCCUGCUUCGACAUGCUCCUCACCGAAGAUGCCACGUGGGUGGUGAAGGUGGCGGAGGCAUCUCCAACACUCUCCGUGCCCAUGAACCGCAUGCAGAUCCAGGAGGAACCGGAGCAGUGCCCCGUUAUUGACAGCCAGGAGCAGGGACUUUCCCCCGGGUUGGAAGGGCAGGAGGAGGAACGGUCUCUGGAACAGGUGCAGAGCAUGGUCGUGGGAGAAGUGCUAAAGGAUAUUGAAACGGCCUGCAAACUGCUCAACAUCACUCCAGAUCCUAUCGAGUGGAACACAGGGAACGUCCAGAAGUGGUUGCUGUGGACCGAACAUCUGUACAGAUUACCUCAUGCGGGAAAGGCCUUCCAUGAGCUGACGGGGAAGGAUCUAUGUGCCAUGAGCGAGGAAGAGUUUCGCCAGCGCUCCCCACAGUGUGGAGACACCCUGCACGCACACCUGGACAUAUGGAAGUCAGCUGCCUGGAUGAAAGAGCGGUGCUCAGUUGGAGACCUCAAAGCUACAGGUAGCGAGGAUCUGUGGUCCGAGGCAGAUUCCUCAUGCUCGGGCAUUUUCAAGAUCGAAGACUCAGCUCAUGUAGCCAGACUGUGGGGACUCAGAAAGAACCGACCUGCUAUGAACUAUGAUAAGCUGAGCCGCUCCAUUCGUCAGUACUACAAGAAGGGCAUCAUCCGCAAGCCUGAUGUGUCUCAGAGACUGGUAUACCAGUUUGUUCACCCCGUAUGA
This is a messenger RNA of Menidia menidia (Atlantic silverside), 909 nucleotides long. NCBI's taxonomy places the organism in Eukaryota, Metazoa, Chordata, Actinopteri, Atheriniformes, Atherinopsidae. The record is from the annotation of a GenBank genome assembly.